This is a messenger RNA of Rasamsonia emersonii CBS 393.64, 2508 nucleotides long. Its product is annotated as Non-specific serine/threonine protein kinase. Lineage: Eukaryota; Fungi; Ascomycota; Eurotiomycetes; Eurotiales; Trichocomaceae. The record is from RefSeq and is a predicted model, not a curated record. The transcript is spliced from 5 exons. Bases 1 to 2508 code for a protein of 835 amino acids. Gene Ontology annotation, cellular component: cytoplasm. Gene Ontology annotation, molecular function: ATP binding; protein serine/threonine kinase activity. Gene Ontology annotation, biological process: intracellular signal transduction; protein phosphorylation; regulation of MAPK cascade.
AUGGAUCACGAAAAUUCCACUGCCUUUAAAUUCCGUCGGGCCAGCAGCAAGCUGCAUAAGGACCCUCCUCCACAGUUCAAUUCCUCCCGGGCCCUGAAGAGUCAGCAAAGCAACCCGUCGCUCAAGAGACACCCCUCCGCCCCAGUCUACCCGCGCUCCCACGCCGCCAACAGCCGCGAACACCUGCGCACCCGAUCCAACGCUUACGGCUCGUCAUCGUCGUCUCUGGACCAGAACAGCGCCGACUCCAAUUCUUCUCAAUCCCGUCCUCCACAUGCCGGACGCCUGUCGUUGACAAAUCGAAGCUCAGAUGAAUUAGUCGGCGCCCCGUUUGAUGCGCGGGGUAUGCUCAACGCCCUCGACGAGUCCACAACCCCAGCGCAGCAAAGGCAGCAGCAGCAGCAACAACAACAAGAAUCUUCCUUUCGCCGCCCUCCUCUGCCGCACUCCCAUCAUACCAGUCCGGCACUGAGACAAUCGGCCAGCCACACGGCCUUAAAUCCCCGAAUGGACACAGCGCUUCCCCAGAUCCAGGAUGCCGCUCCGAGCUCGAAGAGAAAUUCCGACGAGGGCAACACCACCAAGACGAGGAAGAAGAGUGGCUUUUCCAAUUUUGUGAACAGCAUGCUGGGUUCUCCGCGGAAUAUCAAGAUUUCUGCCCCAGAGAACCCUGUCCAUGUCACCCAUGUCGGCUAUGACAAUCAGACCGGCCAAUUUACGGGCCUCCCCAAAGAAUGGCAGCGGAUAUUGCAGGCCAGCGGAAUCUCAAAGAAGGAGCAGGAACAACACCCGCAAACGAUGGUGGAUAUCAUGCGAUUCUAUGAAAAGAAUGCUACGGGGCAAAAUGAAGAUGAGGUCUGGCACAAAUUCGAGCAUGCAUACAAACCAGAUUUCCCCAGUUCGAAUCAGCAACCGGAUGGGUUCAGUCCUACCAACAGUCCGGUCGCGACAGUGACCUCUCCUUCAACAAGCCCUCGUUUCCCACAAAACCAUGAAGGGAGCUUCGAGAACCCACGCGCACCACCACCAAUUCCCCGCGCUGCGCCUGCUGCGACUGCAGCUGCGCCAGCAGGUUCCCUGGUUCCGACUCGUGCAGCUCCAAAGCCCCCGGGUGCUGGUGGGAGUCUUGUUCCCUCUCGCCCUGCUCCACAACCUCCUACUACGAAUACUCGCCCCGGCGGACCUUCGACGACGACGACGACGCCGCCGCCGCCUAUUCCCGAGGAUGGACCAGCCUUCACGGACGGCCCGCGGAGCGACGCAACCUCGCCCACUGCCCAGCGCGUGCCACCUGCUGCCACCCAAUACCAGCAGCAGCAAGAGCGCUCCAUCGCCGCAGCCCAGCAAGCCAUGGCGGACAAGCAAUUGGACCGCAGCCGCAGUCUGCGCCAACAGGCCCAGCAGCAUCCAGCUUCGCGACCUGAACAGCAGCCAGCGACGACGACGACGACGACCACGACCACGACUACCACCACCACACCUCAAACCCCACAGCAGCAAUUCGCUCCUUCUGCAGGCCAAUCCGCAGUACCCCAACCGCCUCCGCACCAGGUGCCUGGAUCUACCGCCCGCCCGCGACCUCGCGCUCGUCAGAGCAAUGCUUUUGAUGUGCGAGCCAAGCUGCAGGCGAUUUGUACUCCCGGAGACCCCACAAAGAAAUACUACAACCUCAACAAGAUCGGUCAGGGAGCAUCGGGAGGCGUGUUCACCGCGUACGAGAAUAACACCAAUAGAUGCGUUGCCAUCAAGCAGAUGAAUCUGGAUCUGCAACCGAAGAAAGAUCUGAUUAUCAAUGAGAUUCUGGUCAUGAAAGACAGCAAGCACAAGAACAUUGUCAAUUUCCUCGACAGCUACUUGCAUGGACUGGACCUGUGGGUCGUGAUGGAGUAUAUGGAAGGCGGCAGUCUUACGGAUGUCGUCACGUUCAAUAUGAUGACGGAGGGACAGAUUGCGGCAGUAUGCAGAGAGACCCUCAACGGUUUGCAGCACCUGCAUUCCAAGGGUGUCAUCCACCGGGAUAUCAAGUCAGACAAUAUCCUCCUCUCGAUGGAGGGCGACAUCAAACUCACCGAUUUCGGUUUCUGCGCCCAAAUCAAUGAUUCGCAAAACAAGCGCAACACCAUGGUCGGAACACCAUAUUGGAUGGCACCCGAAGUUGUCACGAGGAAGGAGUAUGGUCGCAAAGUCGACAUUUGGAGUCUCGGGAUCAUGGCUAUCGAAAUGAUCGAAGGCGAACCUCCCUACCUAACGGAGUCACCACUUCGGGCUUUGUACUUGAUCGCCACCAACGGCACACCCAAGAUCAAAGACGAGCAUAACCUCUCUCCAAUGUUCAGGGACUUUUUGCACCUUGCGUUGCGGGUAGACCCCGAGAAGAGAGCUUCGGCACAUGAUCUGCUCAAGCAUCCUUUCAUGUCCAUGUGCGACCCACUUUCCAGCCUUGCCCCUCUGGUGAGAUCAGCCCGUAUCAGCCGAGCCCAGGAAAAGGCUCAGAAGGGAGGUGCUUGA